Messenger RNA from Rhinichthys klamathensis goyatoka, 1959 nucleotides. RefSeq names its product forkhead box J1a (gene foxj1a). NCBI's taxonomy places the organism in Eukaryota, Metazoa, Chordata, Actinopteri, Cypriniformes, Leuciscidae. The record is from RefSeq and is a predicted model, not a curated record. The transcript is spliced from 3 exons. Gene Ontology annotation, biological process: regulation of DNA-templated transcription. Gene Ontology annotation, molecular function: sequence-specific DNA binding; DNA-binding transcription factor activity. The coding region runs from base 208 to 1680 and encodes 490 amino acids.
AACGGGAAUCUGUUUACAGGGGGGUGCGCCGUUGCUAGGGUGACCGGACAAACGUCCUGCAGCAGCAGGUAUUAAACUGGCCCCGGAGCUCCUGCUGCCCCGGAGACCUUGAGCUGAGACGCGCAGAGACGCACAUUCUCCAGCAGCUGCACCUCUGGAAGUCACACACACUUCAUCGGAUACACUUUUCCUUUCUUGAGUUAUUGGAUGUUAUUUUUCUGUCACUCAAGGCUCCUAUCGGUAAAGACAGGAUUUGGCUGGGAAAGGAGCAUGCUGUCCAUGAGUUACACGGACGACCCCUGGCCCGAGGGUUCGGUGGGGCUGGAGGAGGAGGUGGUCACGGCCGCCGCUCAGGCCGAGUGCUUGGACCGCGGUUCAGUCGAGUGCAACAGCGCAGAAAACCUGGACGACAGCCUGACCAGCCUCCAGUGGCUCCAGGAGUUCUCCAUCCUCAACGCCAGCUCGUCCCAGUCCGCCCACCAGCACAGCCACUUCUUCGGGAGCCGAGUGGGCUCGGAUGCGCCCGCGUCUCCUUUAGCGGGAGACCCGGCGUCCAUGGGCAUGCCUCUGACUCCCGGCAAACCCACGGCGGCGUCUUUCUACAGGGUGCCGUCCUUGUCGGCUCUGCCCAGCCUGGUGGCCCACGGACACUGUCCAGAUGAAGUCGAUUAUAAGACCAACCCUCACAUCAAGCCUCCGUACUCAUACGCAACUCUCAUCUGCAUGGCCAUGCAGGCCAGCAAGAAAACCAAAAUCACCCUCUCGUGCAUCUACAAUUGGAUCACGGACAACUUCUGCUACUUCCGCCACGCUGACCCCACUUGGCAGAAUUCCAUCCGCCACAAUCUGUCGCUGAACAAAUGCUUUAUAAAAGUCCCGAGACAAAAGGAUGAGCCAGGCAAAGGUGGGUUCUGGAAGAUCGACCCCCAGUACGCAGAGCGCCUCCUCAGCGGGGCCUACAAGAAGCGCAGGAUGCCUCCUGUGCAAAUCAACCCGGCCCUCCAGAACCGCCUCAGGAUGAACUCCCACACCGGACAAGCUGUAGCCGCCGCAGGAAUGGCUAGGAGCCUUUGCGUGAGUCCUGAGUCCCAGCAGCUCCUGAAAGAGUUCGAGGAAGCCACGGGAGCAGAUCAGAACUGGGACCCUCGUUUGACCGAAGCCACCAUGCUGAGUUGUUGGGUUUCCGGGAAGGGCGGAAAGAGGAAACAAGCGUACAGCCACAGGAUUGGUGGGAGCAAAGCUACUCGACGCUCAAGCUCCCCGCUUCUGGCCAUGGAUGAGCAGGAGGACUUAAGCUCCCUAAAGGGCAACUUUGACUGGGACGCCCUCCUGGACUCGGCCCUGAAUGGAGAACUGAGCUUGAACGAAGGGGGUCCGUUGAGCCCCAUUCCACGAGACGAGGACUUGAUGGUUAGGGGCACCCAUAUCAGCCCCCUCGAAGCAGCUCCUGGAGGGGUCGUUGAGAGCCACGUGUUGAUGGAAACCCAGAGGAGCAGAGAAGUAGACUUUGAUGAGGAAACUUUCCUGGCCACGGCAUUCCUGCAGAGUCCCUGGUCGGAGGUGGACGAGGGCAACCGUCCGGAUUUCCUCUGUAGCUCAACGGUCAGCAUCGAUCAACUCUUUGACCUGGGAGACUCUCUCGGAGGGGACUUAAGCAGUAAGAUCGAGUCUCUCCUUUGAAGAGUUACAUUCGGUCCUUUGGAGACACAAACGAGUCGGCGAACAAAGAGGGUUUGGACUGUUUAGACCCCAAAGAUUUCAUUCUGGAUUCCGUGAACUCCACGCGAAGAUGUAUUUUUAAAAAGCGUAUCUAUUUCUAAUACUGAUUUUUAUGAUUUUUUGUAUUUGACAUGUUAUCUACCUGCAUUAAAGUUAAUCUAAUCAAGUUCCUUAGCGAGUCCUCAAAAUCAUGCAUCAUGUGGAUUCGGUGACUGAACGCCAACCAUGAACGGACAGCAC